Messenger RNA from Megalobrama amblycephala (Wuchang bream), 2901 nucleotides. RefSeq names its product ribonuclease inhibitor-like. The record is from RefSeq and is a predicted model, not a curated record. Gene Ontology annotation, molecular function: protein binding. NCBI's taxonomy places the organism in Eukaryota, Metazoa, Chordata, Actinopteri, Cypriniformes, Xenocyprididae. The transcript is spliced from 6 exons. The coding region runs from base 714 to 2030 and encodes 438 amino acids.
AAUAACUUUUAAAAUGGUAAAACAGUAAGUUUCUGUAGAAUUUUGCUGUAAAAAUGACACCAAUUUGUUAUAGUGCAAGGAAGGACAUGGAAGAGUGCGACCAUGACUAACCUUUUUAUGCUCUGUACAUUUUUGGGCUGUCUAGAAGGAACCUGAGAUGAGGUUACCUCAAGGUAUCACGGAGGCAGCAGAAAAUAAUAUACUCCUGGAGUUCCUGGUUACACUGCAACUCCUGUUGAAGGGAUCUGAUGCUUUGCCACAGAACUUAAAUGAUAUUGAGAGAACUAUUUUUUAAAGAUAUUUUUUUUUUGGAUUGUGUGAAUAGGAGAGAGGUUGAACAGGAUCAGGAAAGUAUCUCAAGCAGGGACUAAAACUCAAGUCGCCCACUGUGCUACUGCACCAUAAGUCGAAGCACUGCUCACAAACUAUUUAACUAUUUGAUAACAAUAUGUGCUAGGUUUUCUAUAGGAGAUUAAUUUAAACAAUUUAAAAUGUGAUCAUUUUGAGAUGUUUGUUCAAACAAAGGGAGUUAUAAAACUAUUAUAAAUCUAUACAAAAUUUUGUAAGUUUUGCAAGUUGAUCAUGGAAUGUGCUUUUGUCACCAUUUUUAAGUGGCCUGUGGGAUUAGUGGUGACACAGACUCCAUAAGUGUCAUAAAUCAUAAUAGAUGUUUUCUGUCAAAAUAUUGGUCAAUUUUACAAUUUGACUGCCAGAUGUGUUAUUAUUUUCUCCCCUUCCCUGUUGCAAGUAUAUCAUCAGUUCUACAAUCAUCAGAACCCCUUCUGAGAGAGCAAGACUCAACUAACCUGCAGGAAUUAGGAGAGAACAUACCACGGUGUCAACUGGGGAAACUGAGAUUGGCUCCCUUAAAACUCUUAGGUCAAUCCUUUAAAGAUUUCAAUUUAGCUUCACAACCAUCCAGUGACCUCCUGAGAGAACUAGAGCCAUAUAACAAUGAUCAGAAGUAUUCAGGAAUGGAGCUGCUUUUUGCUGGCCUGAUGAGUCCUUACUGCAAACUGCAGAUUCUGAGACUGGCCAUCUGUAAUCUCACCGAUCAAUCCUGCAAAGGCUUGGCCUCAGCUCUUAAGUCUUCAAACUCCUCACUGAGAGAGCUGGACCUGAGUAACAAUGACCUGCAGAAUUCAGGAGUGAAACUUCUCUGUGCUGGACUGAAGAGUACAAACUGUACACUAGAGACACUGAGAUUAUCUGGCUGUAUGGUGACAGAGGAAGGCUGUGUUGAUCUUGCUUCAGCUCUAAGGUCAAACCCUUCACACCUGAGAGAGCUGGAUCUGAGCUACAAUCACCCAGAAGUCUCAGGAGUGAAGCUGCUUUCUACUCUACUGAAGGAUCCACACUAUAAACUAGAGAAACUCAAUGUAAAUCAUCUUGAAGAGGUCAUGAUUACAGCAGGACUACGCAAGUAUGCCUGUAAUCUCACACUGGAUCCAAACACAGUAAACAUUCUUCUCUGUCUGUCUGAGGAUAAUAGAAAGGUGACACGUUUGGAGCAGCAACAGUCAUAUCCUGAUCAUCCAGAUAGAUUUGAUUACUUUCCUCAGGUUAUGUGUAGAGAGAGUCUGUCAGGGCGCUGCUACUGGGAGGCUGAAUGGAGCGGAUGGAGGGGGGGCGUUAUAUCAGUGGCACAUAAAGGAAUGAGAAGGAAAGGAGGAAGUGACGAUUGUAGGUUUGGAUUUAAUGAAAAUUCCUGGAGUCUUGAUUGCUCUGAUGGCACUUUCACUGUCUGGCACAACAAAAAUAGCACUGACAUUCCUGCCCCUUACCCCUCUAAGAGAGUAGGAGUGUAUCUGGACUGGUCGGUCGGCACUCUGUCCUUCUACAGCAUCUCUGAUGCGCACACACUCACACACUUGUGCACAUUUCACUCCACAUUCACUGAACCCCUCUGUGCUGGAUUUAGGGUUUUUAUUGAUUCCUCAUUAUCUCUGUGUAAGUUUGAACAGCCUCCAAACACUGUUAAUCUAAAGAAAUUACAGAGGAAAAUGGUUGCAUUUUUUCAUAAACAGUGAAGACAACACAGAAAAUAAGAAUCAUGACAAUUAAACAUUUGAAUUUGAAUUAAAACAUUAAAAAACACCACUAUGAUCAGAAAGAAUAUAAAAAAUCCAGAAAGAAUAUAAUUGUUUCUUAUAAGACAUUCAAUAAAAGAAAUUGAGCUGAAUGAACACCAGUAAACUGAAUUAACUUACCUAAACACAAUAUAUGAGAUUAUGCAGAUAUACACAUUGAAAAUCUGCACAAAAGGUCACAAAUGCACACAUAAACUUGAACUGGUAAAUUAACUACUAGUAAUUUACUACUUCUAUUACAAUAAUGUAUGCUUAAUUUUGAGAGCUCAUAUUUUUACAAGGACAAUGUUGAUGUGUUUUUAUUUUAAUUCAUUUUUGUUAUUAAGGUUUUAACAUAUCUGAAUAAUUGGUUUAAUUCUGAACUUCUUUUGUUGAUUAAAAUUGGAUGUCAUUGUAACGGAUGGGCAAGGAUGAGGCCAGGGCGAAUCCAAGCGCACACACAGAUUUAAUAAAGUCAAAUAACAGAUAAUCCAGACAGUGAAACAGGCAAAUAGUCCACAUGAGGAUGAUAGCAGAAAUCCAGAAGACACAAAGAAAACAAGACUUUCCAAAAACCCCCAACCGAACACAUGAACACCAUCAACAACUGACAAAAGCAAAAGAGAAACACAAGGGUUAUAUAUACACACACAAGGAAACAAGCUAAACAAGGUAACAAGAGGGAGUGGCCAAUAGGAAACACCUGGAGAAACAAAUCAACAUGAAAAACUACAAAGAACUACAAAACAUGGCACAAGACAGGAAAUAACCAAAAUCCUCACAUAAGACAGGGAAACACAGACUGGAAACAUGACAGCCAUUUUAUUUUGAG